AUGGACAUGUUAAAGAAUUACCGCGAGGCGCACUUGAUUCUUUGUAGCAUGCUGGAGGUAGUUGGAAUCAAUAGAAGGGAUGCGUUUAGUAGACAUAUUGUGGAGCAGAUUAUGGAACAGGGUCUCAUAAUUGGCAAUAGGGUUAGCAACAUGGGUCGUAAGGUAUUGGGGUUGUGCGUUCACAUGAAAAAAGUGCACCUCAAGCAUCGUUAUGAGCCGUGUAUGCAACUAAUAGAAAGAAUAUUAAUGAGCAAUGGUAUUAACGAGGGCAUGGUCCCGGCGAGCGAUUCAGCGAUUGAGAAGGUUUUAAAGAGGGUUAGAGUGGGUGAUGGGGAUGAGGAGGAGGAGGAUGAUGAGGAAGAGGGGCGUCGAGAGAGAAAAAGAAGGCAAAUUUGUGCAAGUGAAAGUGAUAGUUGCACUGUUUGCAUGGAAGAGUUUAAUGGAGGAUCAGAAAUCGCUUGCAUGCCUUGCUCACAUUUGUUUCAUGAAAAGUGCAUAGUGACAUGGCUCAAACAAAGCCACUAUUGUCCUGUUUGCCGAUUUGAAGUGCCUACUGAUGGAUGA
Messenger RNA from Prunus avium (sweet cherry), 564 nucleotides. Lineage: Eukaryota; Viridiplantae; Streptophyta; Magnoliopsida; Rosales; Rosaceae. The record is from RefSeq and is a predicted model, not a curated record.